AUGAGCCGCCUCACCUCGUGGUUCGCCGGCCCCAAGGCUAAUGCCGUCGACCUCAAGGCAGAACUGGCAACCGAGCGCGGCGACCUCGAGCAGGCCAUGCGCGCCACCAACCUCAUCAUCAACGACGACAUCGAUGGCGCCGAAACGGAGCUGCGCAAAGGCAACUCGACCUACCACGACCUUGGCACCGCGCUCGUCUUCUUCAUGAAGGCCAUCUUGGGCUUUGAAAAGGAAAACAUUAGCAAGGCGGCGGACCUGCUAGCGAAAUGCGAGACGAGGGCCUGGGAUGACCUCAAGCGCGCACAGAAACGAGCGGCGGCGGGCCAUGCCGCGGGCGAGAUUUACCCACCCGGCACAGAGUACGAGCUCGUCGUGACGCAGACGCAGCUCAUGUCAGCCGUCCUGGGAGUCUUAAACGAGAGCGUGAUUGAGGCCAUGAAGAGCUUCCUGAAGCUGCGGAGGGCGUAUAUCACGCUAGAUGCCAUCAUCACCAAAGAAAACGAGUACUUUAAGAAGCAGCGCGCCCGGAAAGGGUCCAGUAGUGCCGCCGUCGCCAGCGCCCGCGCAUCAACGGAGGACAAAAAAGUCUUUUCGGCAACACAGACACCGCUCCCUACCUCGCUGAACAGCACGGCGCCGGCGCUGCAAGAUAUUGACGUUGAGAUGGCGAACCCCAUCGACGCCUUUAUUCACUCGGGCGUCAACAUGUGUAUGGGUAUUUUGAUGCUCAUGAUGUCACUGAUGCCGCCAGCAUUUGCUCGUGUCUUGUCCAUCGUGGGUUUCAGAGGUGAUCGCGAAGCAGGCAUCCGCAUGCUCUGGCGUUCUGUAGCCCAUCCCAAUGCGAACGGCGCAUUCGCUGGCAUCAUGCUGCUUAAUUUUUACCACAGCAUGCUGGGCCUCAUCGAUAUCCAGCCUCACGAGGCCGACUUUGACGAAUCCGCCGAGCCGUACGGCAUUCCCCAGCAAAAGGUCGCCGACCUGCUCUCCACCAUGCGAGAACGCUAUCCCCAGUCGCGCAUGUGGCUUAUUGAAGAAGCCAAGGGCCUCGCGGGUCGCCGCGACUUGCCCGCCGGUAUUGCGGAGCUGGAAGGCGGCACGCCGUCCAAGAUGAAGCAGGUGACGGCCAUUAACCAAUUCACCCUCGCCCUCUUUUCCAUGUCGGCCCACGACUGGCCGCGCAUGCGCAAGUACUUCCUGCACUGCGUCGAGGUCAACACGUGGAGCGCGGCCCUGUACUAUUACAUGGCGGGCGCGGCGUCGCUGGAGCUGUAUCGCGAUGCGGUCGCGCGUGGUGACGCGGCGGAAGCCAGCACCGAAAAGAAGACUGCCGAAAAGUACCUCCGCAAAUCCGGCGAGACGACGACCAAGAAGAAAUUCAUGGCUCGCCAGCUUCCGUUUGAAACGUUUGUGCAGCGCAAGGUGCAAAAGUGGGAGGCACGCAGCAAGGAGCUCGGCUUGGAUCUGGUCGAUGCAGUGGCGGUCAGUCCCGCGGUGGAAAUGAUGUUUGCCUGGAGCGGACCCAAGUGGAUGGCCACGAGCGAGUUUGAAAAGGCAGAGGAGUGUCUGGCCUGGAGCAGGCUCACAGCGCCGGCCGACAAGCUUGAGAAGCUGAAAGACAGAGACGAACUGGGCGUGCGCGCUGUGUCUCUGGCCUCGAUUCUGCGCGGGGCCAACCGCCUUGACGAGGCCAGGGCCCUACUGCAAGAGGAGGUGCUGUCGCACGACAAAAACCUGUUCAAGGGUGGACACAAGGAAGACUACGUCGUGCCUGCGGCGAUUCACGAAGUAGCCGCCAUUGCGUGGGCCCAGUGCGGUCAGCCGCCCUCUGACCUGGACGCCGCUCAGACGGAGGCGUACCAAAAGGAAAAGGUCAAGGAAUGCGAGGACAACUUGGAAAAGGCGAGGCUGUGGGAGGCCUAUGUCCUAGAUGCUAGGAUGGGCAUGCGGAUCCAGUGUGGACUGGCGACGCUGGCGUGGUAUCGCAAGAAGAAGGGCUGGGCGGCAUAG
Molecule: messenger RNA, 2007 nt
Organism: Akanthomyces muscarius
Lineage: Eukaryota; Fungi; Ascomycota; Sordariomycetes; Hypocreales; Cordycipitaceae
Exons: 4
Coding region: 1-2007 (668 amino acids)
Cellular component (GO): cytosol; mitochondrial outer membrane; nucleus
Source: RefSeq, a predicted model, not a curated record